Molecule: messenger RNA, 2764 nt
Organism: Brassica rapa (field mustard)
Lineage: Eukaryota; Viridiplantae; Streptophyta; Magnoliopsida; Brassicales; Brassicaceae
Product: protein RCC2-like
Biological process (GO): negative regulation of GTPase activity
Cellular component (GO): membrane
Molecular function (GO): small GTPase binding
Source: RefSeq, a predicted model, not a curated record
CGUAAAAUAUUAAAAUUAUAUAUAUUAAAGCAUAUUUUUAAAAACAUGUAAAUAUAAAUAAAUUUUAAAAAUGUAUUAUAUUAAAAAUGUAUAAGCUAAAUAAAAAACAUAUUUUGAAGGAGGUUCUCUAUUUGAUUAUUUCAGAUUGUUAUUUUGUUGUGUCUAACUCAAAAAUAUAUGAGAAAUUUUCGUGUUUACCACAUUGUUGAUACUAUUAUUAUUUUUACCAUAACUAAAGAGACAUUUUUAAAAAUACAUUUUUCACUAAGAUGCAAAGACUCUUAUAUCAUUGUUUUAUAUAUAUAUAUAACAAAUAAUUAUUUAAUAAAAAUAAAAUUCAAAUUAUACUUUUUUAAAUUCAAAUUUUUACAAUAAUUUAUUUAUAUAUUUAUUAGAAUCAUAAACUCCACAUUCCAAAAACUCUACCUCACUCUCAACUCUAAACCCUAAGUCGCAUUAGUUAACCAUAUGAUUAUAAUUAUUUUUAAAUAAGGAUAAAAGUGGUAUUAUAAAUGUUGUAUUUUUGUUAAUUUCCCAAAAUAUAUUUCUAAGUAAUAAAAAAUAAUAACAAAAAUGUAUUAAACAAAUCACUAUAUAUUAAUAAUGCCGAUUAAAAAUUAUAAACAAUAAUAUUAUAGAAUUACACAAUAUAUAAGUAUAACACUAAAAUGGAAGUUAUAAAUUCAAAUCAUUUGUAAUAACAUCUAAUAUAUUUAUAAAAUAAAAAAAUAUCCACACGGACGUGCGGAUCAAAAUCUAGUAUUAUUUAAACCUACACAAUAUUAUAUGGUUCAUGUUAUAAAUUUUAUAUUAACAUUGAUAAGUUUGAUACGGGUUAGAUGAAGAGAAUCAGAAAGUUUUGACUGUUAUGGUUAUAGUGGUCUUAUGGCUACCUAAUGACAUUUUAGUAGCUUUAACAGUUAAAUAACAAAAUAGAAUAAGUAAUAAAAUUGUUAAUAUUAUGGUAAUAAAAGAAUAAAGUAUUAUUGAUUAUUUUGUGAAUUGAAAAAAACCGAUUCAGAAACCUUUGAAAUUUGGUUAUCCUUUUUAUAGAAAAGAAAAUUUUAUAUUUAAAACCUUAGAAAGAAGAUUUAGUUUGUCAAUGGUUUUCAUUUAUUUUUUUGCUAUAUAACAACAAUAUACAGUACUUUAUUAUUGUAAUAAUCUAAAAGGUUGAGCAUUUUUUUGCUGUGUGUUUUCAGAAAGGUCAGUUAGGUCAUGGAGAUAUGAUCCAACGUGACAGGCCUACCGUUGUCUCAGGACUCUCUAAGUGAGUUUCUGUUUCAUCUGGUGUUUUGCACAUGAAGUGAUGCUCGUUAGACAUUGAUUUUUUUUUUCUGGUUUAUCUUGUUUUGUUGAAGGCACAAGAUUGUGAAAGCAGGAGCAGGGAGGAGCCACACGGUUGUGGUUAGCGAUGAUGGCCGGUCCUUUGCUUUUGGGUUGAAUAAGCAUGGGCAGUUGGGUUUAGGCACCGCCAAAAACGGUAUGAAACAUCUGAAUCUAUUUCUGCUUUGUGUCCUCUUUACCGUUUUAAUGGUGUGAAUUGUGUAUAUUCCAGGAUUUGUUUCUGUAGAAGUUGAAUCGUCGCCUCUUCCAUGUGUUGUGUCUGAUGAGGUCACAAACAUUGCCUGUGGGGCUGAGUUCACGGUGUGGUUAUCUUCUACCGAAGGAUCCACUAUACUGUAAUGGUUUCUUUAAUCUUUGGUCUAGUUUUGUUGUUUUGACUCUAAUUGCUUUCUUAAUUGAAAAGUGUUUGUUUAUAGGACUGCCGGACUCCCACAGUAUGGUCAACUUGGUCAUGGAACUGAUCAUGAGGUAAUCUAUUCAAAGCUCAAUAAAUGUUUUCAUGUUUGGAGCAAAUUGUUUGUGAUUAUUUUGAAACUUCCAAACAUGUUUAUGAGGUUACGUUGCUACUGUGUCUUUUCAGUUCAAUAUGAUGGAAACAUGGGUUUAACUCGCCUACGAAGCUCAGCCACGUCCUAAAGCCAUAGCCUCUCUUGCGGGUGAAACAAUUGUCAAAGUUGCAUGUGGAACAAAUCACACAGGUAUAUAACCAUUAUUAUUUUUUUCUCUCUCUCUCACCCAAAAAUCUUUUGCCUUUCAAGAAAGCUAACUUCAAAUUCUAAAAUUGUCAAAAUUCCCUCAUUCAGUGGCCGUCGAUAAGAAUGGGUUUGUUUACACAUGGGGCUUUGGUGGAUAUGGAAGGCUUGGACAUAGGGAGCAGAAAGAUGAAUGGUCUCCUCGCCGCGUUGAUGUGUUUCAGAUACAUUUUGUUUUGCCUCCAAAUGCCAUUGUCUCUGCUGGCUCUGCAAACUCCUUUUGUAGUGCUGGCAAGUGACUUUAAUCUGAACUGCCUUUACAUCGUGUGUUACUCCUUAUGAUCAGAUAUUUAUACGUUUCUGGUUUUUUUUUUUCAGCCGGGGGACAGUUAUACAUGUGGGGAAAGGUUAAAAACAAUGGUGAAAAUUGGACGUACCCUAAACCUAUGAUGGAUUUAAGUGGGUGGAACUUGCGGUGUAUGGAUUCAGGAAGCUUGCAUCAUUUUGUUGGUGCGGAUAGUUCUUGCAUUAGCUGGGGUCAUCACGCUCAGAAUGGAGAACUUGGUUAUGGCCUCAACGGUCAAAAAUCCUCUGUAGCGCCUAAAAAGGUUGAUAUACUCGAGGGAAUGCAUGUGAUGGGUGUGGCAUGCGGUUCAUGCCAUUCUAUGGUCAUCAUAGUUGACAGAACAGACAUCACUGAUCGUCCUUGAGCAGGUAAGUUAAGA